CUGACGUUUCGGUUCAGCUCACGGCCGCUCGUUCAAGGCUGAAAGAUCCCCGCGGUGUCAGAAACCAACCCCCAAGUCGGCACGACACGAACUUGCCGUACACGCAGGAGUGACCUUUCGCCGGAGUGACCUUUGGUGCGGGAUCACCGGGCCCCCCCCCCAGAUGGCUGACCGCGAUGCGACAGAGGCCGCCUGCGUGCUUGGAUCUGGCCACCUUGCGCCCCCUUGCUCCGCGCACUGAAGGUCGCUCGUGCCAGGGGUCACUCUUGCGUGUGCCCGAGAGGAGUCUGCCGCGAUGGUGCUGGGCAUGCCAGGGGCCGAAGCCCGCGAGGGCCCACCACUGCAGGGUCUGCGGCCGCUGCGUGCUGAAGAUGGACCACCACUGCCCCUGGGUGAACAACUGCGUUGGCGCCCACAACUACCGGUACUUCUGCCUCUUCCUGCUCUACCUCGCCCAGGGUUGCCUGUUUGUGCUGGUGGUCUUCCCCUACGGGUUCACCACGUGGGGCUUCUGGGGCUCGGCUGCCGAAGACGAUGCCGUGGUCCGCAGCUUCCAUCCAGCGGCCUGCCGCGGCCAGUCUCGCUACUGUUUGGUGCUGCUGGCCUCUCGAGCGUCUCCUGCGCGACUCUCGAGGGGUCAUUGGGUCGUCGUGGUCGGGCGAGGUCCUCUCUGCCAGGCCUUCUGAGGCCAAACCUGCAACCAUGCGCGCAUGAUACAUGUUUUGCACAUGCGCUGAAGAGAAAGCGCUUUAAAAGCAUGCUGUCCCGCGCAGUCGGCAUACCUUGUUGAUUCCCACUUCUUGUAUCCGUUGCUUACAGCACUGUUGCACCGCUGUUUCCGCCUUGCCUCUUGAUGUGUCCCGGGGCCUGGCCCCUUCAGACUUCCACCAACCUUUUUCCCAUUCACCACUGUUUGGCCUUCAUGGCCCACCACUGUGAGCUCAAGGCACGGUGGCGGAUCAGGCCAUGGUCCCCGCCGCCGUGGCCGCACGGUUGCCGGGGUGGCGGUGGCUCGAGGCGUUCAGCCCACUGGCGCUGAUGGUGCCGGCGGGCUGGGUGGCCGCCGCCAUCGGGCUCCUCUCGAUGUGUGGCAUGGGGGGUUGCCACGCCUUCCUCGUGCUGACCAACCAGACCACGAUCGAGUUCUACGCGAACGGCGACGACCGCUGGAGGGCGUGGGUGGAGUGGAGGUCUUGGCGCAGCCCGCACGACCUGGGGCCCGCCGCCAACUUCCGCUCCGUCUUCGGCCCCAGCUCUUGCUGCUGUGGCCGCUGCCGUGCUGGAGCCCGCCCCCCGAGGCCGAGGGCGCGGCCCGUGCCCCGGGCGCGCCGGCCGAGGGGCCCGCCCUGCCCAGCCCCGCGGCGAGCGGCUCGGGUGCGGAGAGCGGCGGGCCGCGCCCGAGAGUCGGGCCGGA
Prorocentrum cordatum is the source of this 1414-nucleotide messenger RNA. The record is from the annotation of a GenBank genome assembly. Lineage: Eukaryota; Dinophyceae; Prorocentrales; Prorocentraceae.